GAAUCCUCGUCGAGACAGCACAUCCUUACAGCAGUUCAUCUUGCCUAGAUCUCUCCUGGACGAGUCAACAUGGUGACAGCACUUAAGGUGACAGCGCCCCUGCUUUUCCUUCCUGUUACUGCCUUGCUGGUUGACAGGCAGCUGCAUUUACGUUAUGCAGCAUCACCACCACCAGCAACAGCCAGGGCUCUCCAGGCAGUCGUGUCAAGCGAGUCUGACUCCCGUUCCUCUCUUGUCUUCUUCACAGACGGAGCCUAUUGGCCAACUACGGUCUUAAAGGAAUUCAUGGCGUUUACGCGAUCAACAGUUGCAGUUACGCUGUUCGAAGGGGAAUUUCGUGCGCCUCGUGCUAACUUAACGCAGGUGCAUCUUUCCUGGAUGACAGAGGCGAGGAGAGUGCGGCAGGUGUCAUGGUGCGUGACGGUGGUGGUGGUGAGCGACGACCUCGCCUUCCUCACCGCCUUCGCCCAGUGGUCCCUCACGGGCCGCCUCCUGGUGUGGUCGACGAGGCUCCUGGUCGUCACCCGCCUCCCCCUCCAUCACCUGCAUGUUCUCCAUGGAUUGCUCUCUAUGACCAACUCUAUGCUGCUCGUUGUUCAUGGUGCACCUGUCAGCAGCAGGUGCAGUGUGUACAUCCAGCUGCCGUACAGUCCCAGAGGAGCCCAGGCGCUGAAGGUGGCCUCCUGGACGCCCCACCAAGGCCUCGCCCUCACCUCCAGCCUUCACCUCUUCCCUGACAAAUUCUCCAGAUUUAUCGAGCGUCCAAGUCUCAAAAUAGCAGUCGAUCAGACCCACUUGAUGAGUACAACUAUCAGACUGGGAAGACGAGAAGAUGAAACGCUGGAAUAUUUAGGACAAGGCCUCAAUUUUACAUACAAGUAUACAAUUCCUUCUGACGGAUUGCGGGCUGGCGUGGUGGAUAUGGUGGUCAAACAGGGAGCUGACUUCGCUCUCGGACCUCUAGGUGUGUCUCUGGCCUUGGCUUCGGUGGUGGACUUCAUGUGGCCAAUAACUGUACAGUACAGUAGGAUCCUGGGCACUCGAGGCCGGCCGGAGGUGGACCCAUGGGGCUUCGUGUUUCCCCUGGAGCUCCCAGUGUGGGCGGCCACCAUGACGACGCUCCUGAUGCUGUCCCUCACGCUGUUCCUGGCUUCAACGUUCUUGUCUCUAACUCACAUUACCACAGAAAGUAGCUGGGAAAGGGACUCCUUCCAUUUGAUUAGUGCUUUGUUACAACAAGACUGCGUGGUAUCGGGCCGCUGGUGGUGGAGGCGGCUGGUGUUCCUGCUCUGGAUGAUGAUGGCAGCACAGGUGCUGGUCAAGAGUUACUCCGGGAACCUCAUGUCAGGUCUGGCUGUGAGACACAUCAAGCAGCCAUACCAGACUCUCCGCAGUGUGGUGGACGACCCCUCCGCUAUCAUGAUGUGGUUAACAGAUGCAAAAGUUGCGCAGAAUUUCAGUUCUGUCCAGUCCGGAAUAUAUCGCGAAGUGUUUGAAGCUGGAUCCAAAGGACGCAUCGUGCACAGGAACGCCUACGAAUUCCUUCAAAAUUUUUCUGCCCUGCUGAGUGACCGCCGUCACGUCCUCAUUGGGAAUGAGAUCCUCUUCAGCAUAAUUAUCAGCAAAGAGUUCUCUCGCACAGGAAACUGUUACUACUACUUAUCGAGGGAGAGAUUACUGCCCUCUUCAAUGGUAUCUAUAGGACAGAAGAACAGUCCUCUUGUUCCUGCAUUAAGUAAAAGGAUCUUGGCAAUAACAGAAUUUGGGCUGUAUAACCAGUGGGUGAAAACCAGAAUUCCAAAUGGCACUUCCUGCGCGAACCCUCCCACCAGGAUCACCACCAGCUCGACGCUCUCUCUCAACAGUCUCUGGGGUAUUUUUGUAGUGCUGGCGUGCGGCCUGAUAGUAAGUGGAUUCUGCCUGUGUCUUGAGGUCACCAGCGACCAUCUCCUUCACUACUUCACCUCCACCAAGAAAGGAUUGGACAACAUCCUCUGAUCUCUGACACCGAAGGGAAAAUACAAGCCCAAUAUCACUAGAAUUAUAAUUAUUGUAUCAAAUCAAAUCUUAAAUGCCUAA
This is a messenger RNA of Procambarus clarkii (red swamp crayfish), 2079 nucleotides long. RefSeq names its product glutamate receptor ionotropic, kainate 2-like. Gene Ontology annotation, cellular component: membrane. The record is from RefSeq and is a predicted model, not a curated record. Lineage: Eukaryota; Metazoa; Arthropoda; Malacostraca; Decapoda; Cambaridae. Gene Ontology annotation, molecular function: ligand-gated monoatomic ion channel activity.